Daucus carota subsp. sativus is the source of this 2218-nucleotide messenger RNA. Its product is annotated as ankyrin repeat-containing protein NPR4. Gene Ontology annotation, molecular function: protein binding. The transcript is spliced from 6 exons. Gene Ontology annotation, cellular component: membrane. The coding region runs from base 163 to 2070 and encodes 635 amino acids. The record is from RefSeq and is a predicted model, not a curated record. NCBI's taxonomy places the organism in Eukaryota, Viridiplantae, Streptophyta, Magnoliopsida, Apiales, Apiaceae.
ACCACAUGGAGAUCUGAUAUAUUGUUUUCUUAGUUGCCUUCAAUUAUGAAGCAAGGUUUUUCAACUCACCAUUCACACAUUCAUGCUUAGUGAUUUAUAUUCAGCAAUUUAUACAGGGCUAUCACGGUUCAGGUCCACACAAACUGCUGAAACAAAGCAACAAUGUAUUACGAGGGGGGAUUUUUGGAAGAAAUGGGACGGAAUAUAGUAGUAGAAAUGGGACGAAUAAUAUUCAUAGACCAGGAUGAGACAGCUAACUAUCCAGUUAGAGACAAUCCACCCCCGCCAGAGCAGACUGAGACAGUCAGUCCAGGCAUUCCAGCUCCGCCACCGGCUCCUAUCUGGACUCCUGCCAACAGGCCUCCUCCAGUAUCUUUCGAACCAGACAAAAUCAGCUACUUGAGUGUAUGUUUGCCUCUCUACAGAGCUGCACUUACAGGGGACUGGAAAACCGCCAAAGGACUACUAGAAAGUCACCCUGAGAUGAUAAACCAGAGCAUUACAAGGCAGUUUGAAACUCUUCUUCACAUUGCAUCAUCAACAAAACACACCUACUUCGUGACAGAGUUGGUGAACUUGAUGGAUGCUAAGGACUUGGAACUUCGGAAUCAUGCUGGACACACUGCUCUCUGUGUAGCAGCAGAAGGUGGAAUUGUGGACAUUGCAGAGAUUCUUUUGAGUAAAAAUAAAAACCUUCUAAAGCUACGUGGUGAGAGACGAGGAUCACCACUUCGUAUUGCCUCAACUAUGGGACACAAAGACAUGGUGUCCUACCUUUAUUCUAAAACCAAUCAUAUGGACUGUGAAGACUGGAGUGUUUGGGACCAAGACGCGGUACUCUAUAAUUGUGUCGAUAAUAACAUAUAUGAUGUUGCAUUAGAUAUAUUGAAUCACCACAAGAAAAGAGUGUGCAAGGACAGAUAUUAUAAUCCACUUCAUAUCCUGGCUAAAAAGCCUUCAGAAUUUUAUGGAACAGAUGACCAGAAUCAAGCACUUAAAAUAGUCAGACUAAUAUGGGAAGAAGUUGUCAAGCUGAAUGAUUCUGACAUAUGGAAUAUAAUUGAUGGCCCUCCAACCAUUAUCAAACAGAAAAAUAUUGAAGACCCUGAAGCCGGAUAUAUUGAUACAUUUGCUGGGUAUAAUUCUAAUAUUCUAUUUGUUGCGGCUAAAUUGGGGAACACAAGGUUCAUAUUGGAGCUACUUAGGUUGUAUCCAGAGCUUGUUUGGAAGUUGGAUCAAGAAAACCGAACUAUUUUUCAUAUUGCAGUUUUAUAUCGUCAGGAAAGUGUUUACAAUCUGUUAUUUCAGAUUGGCUCAACUAUGCACCAGAUAAUAUCAUUGAAAGAUAUGAAUAACAAUAAUAUAGUUCAUUUAGCUGCUAUGAAACCAGAGCAAAAUCGGCUGCUUGCUAAUACGGGAGCAGGUUUACAAAUGCAGAGUGAAGUACAGUGGUUUAAGGAAGUACAAAGCAUGGUGCAUCCUUCUCUAAGAGAAGCUAGGAAUUCACAAGGCCAAACCCCCCAAGAGUUGUUCACAGAGCAGCAUGCCGAUUUAGUGGAGAAAGGCGAAAGAUGGAUGAAGGAAACCUUGUCUCAGUGCAUGGUUGUUGCUGCCCUUAUAGCAACAAUUAUGUUUGCUGCAGCUUUUACUUUACCAGGUGGUAAUAAUCAAGUCACUGGGCAUCCAAUUUAUCGCGGCAAAAGAGUUUUUAUCCUAUUUAUCAUAACAGAUGCCAUAUCGUUAUUCACCUCCACUGCUGCCCUAGUCAUGUUCUUAGAUAUCCUGACUGCACGUUACAAAGAAGAAGAUUUCUUGAAAUUAUUACCUACGAAACUGAACAUUGCGCUCCUGACACUUCUGGUAGCUGUUACUGCCAUGAUGAUUGCUUUUAGCUCCAGCUUCUUUCUUUUAUAUUCAAAGGGCAGGUGGGUUGCUAUUCUAGUCAGUUGUUUAGCUGGAGUGCCUGUUUACUUAUUUUGUAAACUGCAAUAUCGUCUAUUCUUCGAUGUCUAUCGUCCGACAUUCAGGUCCAGGUUUAUGUUCAAGGCCAGGAAAGAUAUGUUUUACUAGAGUGUUCCAAUUUGGACUGUUACCUGGUUACUUGGUUUUUAUUUUAGUUCAUGUUCCACUGAGAAGUCAGAAUUUACUGUAGCUUAUCUUCUUAAAUACUCUUGGAAUAUAAUAUGAUCCUGGUAAGCCCUCCUUCCGAGAGGUUCUG